GAAGAGCAGAAGAAAAUCUAUACGACAGGAACGAUCCAAGGUCGGUACUAUCGGUGUUCGGCAUCGACAAGAGACCUGGUAGGUACGCGCACACCUACUUCAAUACGCAAACAAAGCUGCCUGCCCAUCAUCUGGUCUGCUUUCAAACCAAUUGCUCGGCCCGAGCGUGUGUGAGAAGUUAGUGUCCGCUCACCUUUUCUUUUUUUUCUUUCUUUUUUUUUUUAUAAUCAGCCUCGUCGCAGAAGAGUACACCUUUGGGUUGAACCUCUGAAUCUUAUGCUUCUUGGCGAAAUAUCGGCGCGACUUGCUAGACUCUACUUUUUUUUUUUUGACAAGAAGACCAACGCCAUAAUCCUUCUAGCGCGAACCCAACAGCAGCCUUGUCAAAUCCUACAUGCCAGACACCAUGCCUACUCGAAGGGAGUCGGAGCCUCUGCUGGGGCGACCCGGUGACGCUACGCAGGCGUCGAACCAGCCGUUCUAUGCAAACUUAUACCUGGGAACAGGUUUUUUCACCCUUGUCGGCGUCGUCAUGUUCUGCUUCGAGGUCUGGUACUCGACGCUCAGCCAAAAGUUCCUGCCACUCUUCACGCCGCACCCCCUCCUCCAGAGCGCCGCCGUCGCCAUCGCCCUGAUCGGCGUUCUGGUCCUGCAGCCGACGACGUCCGCCGACACCGAGAGGAAGAGGCAGGGCGCGAGGCUGCACGUCGGCAUCAUGGGGCUCGCGGGCUUGACCUUCAUGGCCGGCGUCGCCAUCAUCGAGGCCAACAAGAUCAAGGGCAACAACCCUCACUUCAAGUCCCUGCACGCCUACCUCGGCGUCGCGACCGCAAUAAUCAUCGCCUGCCAGGCCACGUUCGGCGUCCUCAUGUGGGCCGUCCCCGGCGCCUUUGGGGGCGUGGACAAUGCCAAGGCAACCUGGAAGUACCACCGCUGGUUUGCCUAUGUCGUCGUCCUGCCCAUGAUCGUGUUUACCUGCCUCUCGUCGCUCGGAACGGGCUUCAAUGUAAACGUGCUUCACAUGCGCCCUUGGAUUUUUUACCUCUCUUUUAUCCUGACCAUCAUGGGUCUUGCUCCUCGCAUCCACCUUGACAAGCUGGGCUUCCGUCAGCCAACGAGCAUCUAGAGGCAGUGAGAGCUUUUCUUUCCGUCAUGUACAUGAGUUCUUUGGGUAUAAAAGUAUCUGGGGCGCUGGCUCUCACUGGGGAAAUUCUCUCGCUUUGAGAAAUGUUGGUUCCAGUUUCGCUGAUUGAAUUUUGCGCUACGCUUUUGGUUUCGGACCGUCCGAUUUUUCAGGUUGUAUAGCUGUACCAGUCAAUUACAUCCCCGGCUUUUGAUAGUGCCAAGGUGAUAUAUGAGCGUGAUAGCAGGUCAGGUUUGGCUCGGCUUAGCUGUCAACCUUCAGAGUUAACACUGAGGAAAUCAUGCUUUUAUAACUGUGAUAUCAUCGAU
Pyricularia oryzae 70-15 is the source of this 1452-nucleotide messenger RNA. RefSeq lists its product as uncharacterized. NCBI's taxonomy places the organism in Eukaryota, Fungi, Ascomycota, Sordariomycetes, Magnaporthales, Pyriculariaceae. The record is from RefSeq and is a predicted model, not a curated record. The transcript has 2 exons. Bases 395 to 1126 code for a protein of 243 amino acids. Gene Ontology annotation, molecular function: transmembrane monodehydroascorbate reductase activity.